GCGCUUUAUAUUUGAGCUGCAGCCGCAGGUGAAACGCGGGAGUUGAGGCGUGCGCGGCACCAAAGUGGUGCUUAGAGUAACCAACUUCUUGCUACCGAAGCCCUCCUCGCAGCGGAGGCAGAGCUCUGCGCGUGACCAGCCGCAAAGCCAUCCUUUGGUACCUAGUCCCACGGUAGCAAUCACUGGCGCAGACGCUUGCCGCCGCCCGCUCGCCACGAUUCGAUACCACAAGACCAGUGCAGCAAAACUACUGCACCGCGGCCGCGGCGCGCGAGCUCGCCACGAUUCGCCGCUGCGAGCCGUGCGGCUGCACCAUGGGCGCAUGCCUAGGGAAAAAGGAGAAGCCCGAGGUGCACCGGUCGCUCCGCACCCAACAUAAGUCCGCGAAACAGAACAUGAUGCGGCAAAGAGACACUGAUAUCGCCCAAUUCUACGACAUCGACGCGACCAUUGGAAGAGGUAGUAUAGGCACGGUCGCGCGAGCGAAACACAAGGAGUCGAGCAAAUGGUACGCCGUGAAAACAUUACAGACCUCCAAAAUGUCGAAAGACGCCCUGGAGGAGAUGAUGAACGAGAUAGCCAUUAUGAUGGGCCUCGAUCAUCCUAAUAUAGUGAGACCUCUGGAAUUGUUUCAGAAGAAGCGGGAGAUCUAUUUUAUCAUACCUUAUUGUAGCGGCGGCGAUCUCUACAAAAGAGCACCUUAUACCGAACAUCACGCUUCUAGAUACAUCGCCCAGGUCUGCGACGCCGUGGCGUACAUGCACAAGUUUGGGGUCGUGCAUCGUGAUCUGAAGUUCGAGAACGUGCUCUUCCAGUCGAAGGCUCCUGAAUCGGAAGUGGUUGUCAUAGAUUUUGGCUUGGCCAAAGCGAAGGUCGCACGAGACAAGCGCUUGCACGACUUUGUGGGUACGCUGUACAGUAUGGCGCCGGAAGUCCUGCGAGGUAGCUAUGAUGCCAAAUGUGACGUCUGGAGCAUUGGAGUGAUAUCGUACAUGAUGCUGGCCUCGGCCAUGCCCUUCACGCGCUUUGAUGAUGAGGAAUUACUACUAAGAGAUCUCGAGGCGGAACGGUAUGAUAUGCGAAGGCGGUGCAUCCGGAAACGUAGUGAGGACGCGCGCGACUUCGUGCGAUCAUUGCUGAAGGCGAAGGUGAAGGAACGGCCGACCAUGGCUGCGGUGCUGAAGCUGCCUUGGAUCAAAGGUAAAAAUCGGGACCACGAGCCUAGUCCUAACUCUGAACGGGCUUCUUUUUCAGAAACUUUAUCGGAGCAGGAUCUCGCUGGGAGUUUAAGGGAGUACUCGGCCACGUCCGCUAUUAGGAGGGUGGGCCUCAUGGUCAUCGCCCAUAGAACGGAGGCCGAUUCGGUAAGGACACUGAGAAAAGCUUUCAGAGCGAUAGACACGGGCGGCGAGGGCUACAUCACGUUUCAGGAAUUGGAGGAUGUCCUGGCGAAGAACGGCCACUCGUCCGAAGAAAUAAAAGACAUCUUUAACGCGGUCGACCACGCGAACGACCAGCGCAUCUCGUACACGGAGUUUCUCGCGGCGAUGCUCGACGGCCAGUCGCAUCUCCAGGAGGACGCGUUGCUCGACGCCUUCGACCGCAUCGAUAGUGAUGAUUCUGGAUUUAUUUCAUUUGAAAAUCUGAGAGAUUUGCUGGGGAGGCAGUUCUCGCCCCAACUCGUGCAGCAGAUGAUCGCCGACGCGGACUUUAAAGAGAACGGCGUGAUUGAUUAUGAGGAGUUCAAGCAGAUGAUGCUUGGUUCAAGGCCGGCGCGGAGAUUGGCUGACGAGGCGGCGAGCGAGUAACGUAUACUAGUGUUA
Messenger RNA from Pelagomonas calceolata, 1823 nucleotides. Lineage: Eukaryota; Pelagophyceae; Pelagomonadales; Pelagomonadaceae. The record is from the annotation of a GenBank genome assembly.